Messenger RNA from Plenodomus lingam JN3, 2808 nucleotides. RefSeq lists its product as uncharacterized. Gene Ontology annotation, biological process: DNA-templated transcription. The record is from RefSeq and is a predicted model, not a curated record. NCBI's taxonomy places the organism in Eukaryota, Fungi, Ascomycota, Dothideomycetes, Pleosporales, Leptosphaeriaceae.
AUGGCCGGUAAGCAUCCACCCGCAACCAAGAGGGGCGCCCGUGUCCAGCGACGGCGCGCCCCCUCACCACCUCACUCCAGCUCUGCGCAUGCGCGACCAACCAAGAACACAAAAAUCUCCCUUGGAGCUGGUGGGACCGACGCUGACACCGCCGCCGCAGAAGAAACACGACGAUCCGGUCGCGCCAACAAGGGCCACCACACCAAGAGAGAUGUCCUGGACGAGCCAUCACCUGCUGUUGCUGCUCCCAAGCCUCCCGCCAAAGCAGCAGCGCCCGCCAGGUCGGAUAGGAAGGCGGACGGGCCAGUCAAAGGCGGCAAGAAGGGCCAGGCCGUACGCGCGCAAUCCACACAGUCGACCGAGCACGAGCAAGAGGACGAGGAACAGGGCGAUGACCUGAUCCGCUGUGUCUGUGGCGACCAGCGCGACAUUCGUGGUCGCCAGAUGAUCUGCUGCGACACAUGCGAGGCCUGGCAGCACAACAAAUGCCUGGGCCUUCCCGAGGGCGACUUCUGGAACAACAAAAACUACUACUGUGAGCGAUGCAAGCCAGAGGAUCACGUCGAGCUGCUCGCCGCCAUGGCCCGCGGGGAGAAGCCCUGGGCUCGCAAGAAGGGCUCCAAGGCAAAGGCCCGCCCCAGCGAUGUCAAGCAGGAGACCAUGUCGGAAACGGCCAGUACACCACAGCAGGCAACGACGCCUUCGCAAGCAGCACCAGCGCCCGCCGAAGCACAGAGUCCCACUCCCACGCCUGCGCCGGUACACUCUGAAGAGGCUACGAAUGGGCAGACAGACGCAAAGUCCGAGAGCAAGAGCCAGCCUCAAUCCCCUGCCGGCGAGAAGCGUCGCCACGAGCCUACGGCUGAAAAGGCCAAUGCAAGCAAGAAGCGUAGAAAGUCCAGCCACCAUGAAAGCAAGGCUGCUACACAAAACGCCCCGGCUGCGGACAUUGACGCCUUGCCCCAGAAUCAAAAGGCUAUUGCGGAGAAACUCCGUGAGAUUCUUGUGCCACUAAUCAGUGAAGCGUCGAAUGCACGAGGCUAUCGCAUCCCCGACGGCCAGACAGCGAGGUCUCUGGCAACCCAGUACACUCUCCAAAUUAGCCACGCUGCGUUUGCAGCUUAUGGAGAACCCUCUGGCGUGGAGUCGCCCUACCUGGCCAAGAUCCGCAUGAUCAUGUUCAAUGUCAAGAAGAACACCGUCCUUGUCGAUCGCAUGCUCUCUGGGAGUUUGAAGGCACAGGAGUUCGUCAAGAUGGAGGCAGAAGAAAUGGCCAGCGAAGACAAACAGCGCGAGUAUGCCGCCAUGAGAGAAGCGGUCGAGAAGCAGGCCAUCCUGACAGAAGAGACGGGACCGCGCCUGCGCAAGACACACAAAGGUGAGGAGAUUGUGGGAGAGACUGAUAACGAGAGCCAUGAAUUCAAACAGCCAGAACUACGCGAGAGAGAAAGUGUCCCCGAGGAUACGGCACAGUCGCCUGUUGGAAAUCGUCCACCGCAGAGUCCCGCUAGCGCAACACGCAACCCAACGGUAGCAGAAACGCCUGGUGAGCAAGCAGACGCGGCACGUCGCCCUUCAACCAACUUUGACAUCAACUCCGUCUUCAACAAAGUACGGUCACCACAGCACGACCAACAAUCGUUUCUACGUCGCACGAGCUCAAUGCAAGUCCAGGACAAGCCACCGGCUGCUGUCGAUGAUGCAGAUGUCGACCGGCUGCUCAAGGACGAAGACAACGACGUCGAGAUGUCAGGGUACUCUUCGGACCCCACGGUCUGUUGGCAAGGCACCAUUCACAUGCAGUCGAUGGAACCUUUUGAUGCCGUAGCUCGAUUUGUUGCGGGUGGCGAUUUUGGCCAAGUCGUGCCAUGGGAGAAGCUCCUCACAAACUCACUCUCUGUUCAGGGUCGCAUAGAAAGCGCAAAGGGAAACGACUAUAUCCGAGGCAUUGCAAACACCGAAAGCCACGAGGUCGCUAUCCUGGCCAUCAGCCCGGUAACCUCCGAAGGACGUGCCAUUCUGGAUCAUCUCUUCACCUAUUUCCAUUCGCGAGGCCGCUGGGGCGUCGUUCCCGUCGACACAUCGAGCGACGGCAUCUUGCGGGAUCUCUACGUGAUCCCAAUCGAAGCUGGUGGCGGCAACCUACCUCCCUUCAUCGACAUGCUCGAGCACUGUACCAUCGAGACACCUCGCAAAGAGCCCAUGAUGAUUCUCGUCCUCAUCGCCAAGCUCCCAGAGAUGAAGCCUCAGAUGCCGCCACACCAACACCCUGCAGCACCCUAUCCCCAGCAAGACCAAACACCAGCCCACGCACCUCAUCCACCAAACACAAACGGUCCCUCUGUAUCCCCAGCACCCAAUCCCCACGCCCCCCAAUUCUCCCCCGUAGGCCCAGGCUUCCCACAAGGCUCCUACACAAACUCCUACGUCGCACCCACACCACCCACCGGCCCCCCUCCCUAUGCCAUGCAACCACAUCCACAGCAACACCAACCACACCAACCACACCAGUACCAACAACAACAACCACCCCCACCCCACCACCAAAUCCCCCGCGCCCUCGACAUUCUCGGCCCUUACAUCGACGCCCCCGUCAUCGUCACCAUCCUCGGCUCCAACCUCUCCCAAAACCAAGCCGUGUCGGAGCUGCAGAUGACUAAUCUCCGCCAUAUCGUCGAGCAUAUCCCCGAGGCGAGGACGAAUCUUAGCGUGUUGACGGAUCAUCUGCGCAUGAAGAGUGAGGCUAGUGGUGUGUCUGGUGCGGUCGGUGGUGGGAAUGGAGGGGGGGGUGUACAGCAGCAGCAAUAG